AUGGAAAACAGGAGCUUUACCACUGAGCAAGGCUAUCCUUACUGGAAAAGGAUUGGCAUGGUGCAGGGAUAUCAAAUCAGUUUUGCCGGCCCUCCGAGUCAUUUUCAGCAGCAUGUUCGCGUGGGUCGGUUGGCUCUGGUGCCCGGUUCUCUUACCCCGAAGCUGUUGCCAGUGUGUGGAGCCUGCGCCACACCUGCCCCCUGCCAAACCACGGCCUUUACCUGCGUGCUCCAGUGUUUCCCCUGUGACCCGUCGUGCAGGAGGACCUCGUGGGCCACCUCCGAGUUCACGCAGCAUUCGGUGGCGCCAAUGGUGAAAAUGACCCGGUCCAAGACAUUCCAAGCUUACUUGCCUUCGUGCCACCGCACGUACAGCUGCAUCCACUGCAGGGCCCACCUGGCCAACCACGAUGAGCUAAUUUCCAAGUCUUUCCAAGGAAGCCAAGGGCGAGCCUAUCUCUUCAAUUCAGUAGUCAACGUGGGCUGCGGUCCUGCAGAGGAGCGAAUUCUGCUAACGGGACUUCAUGCGGUGGCCGACAUUUACUGUGAAAAUUGCAAAACCACACUGGGUUGGAAAUAUGAACAUGCAUUUGAAAGCAGUCAAAAAUAUAAAGAAGGCAAAUACAUCAUUGAAUUAGCUCACAUGAUCAAAGAUAACGGCUGGGAUUGAGCGGCGAAGAGGAGAAUGCCUACAGACCCAUGCGAGCGUUCACUCUUCUGACUGAACAUUUAUCUCCGAGAAGGAGCAAGUGAUCGGCACUCGCUUGGUUCCAUGCGUCCGGAGGCUUCGUUGUCAUCCGGCAACACUUCCUCGCGCACCCCUUUGCCAUCCUGAUCGGUGACCGGCCUCAGUAACUUCCGUCUCUUUGUUUUGCGUAUCCAUUUGUGAGUCAACUUCGAGUCAUCUUCCUUUCGUUUCCCUCUUUCGCUGUUCUGGCAUUGUGUGGUGUUGUGUUUUUUUUAAAACAGAAACAAGGGAUGAACCCAAUGCCAAACCAUUUCACAACUUAUGACGCAGUAGGAACGGAAGGUUGCCUUUUGGGGGAAGAAGGUCCAUUUUGACUCAUGAGAUGGAAAUCAGUGUGUUGGGGCGUGGGACAGACGAGAGGGAGGGAGCAGGAUUCCUCCUUAUACCUUUGUCCUUUUAAAUCCUGAUAAACCAUGGCUUGAAACUCAUGGACUGUAAAAAAUAUAUAUAUACCUCAUGGCUGUGUUUUUCUCUGCAUCUCAAAAAUGUAGCCCUGGUCUGUGCUAGCUAGUUCCCCUACCCUUACCCCCAAGUCAAUGCCUAUGUCUUCUUUGACUGUAAGUGGUUCCUCUUGAUUUUGGCUUUAUGCUAACCAUAUUGAAAAGAAGGGGGUAAACCUGACUGAGAAGGAAUGUUUAACUUGGUUGGUUUCCAGACAGUUGGCCCACCCCAAAGGUCUGCAGAGAUCAACUUGAUUGCCUGUUUCCUUGGAGUGGAGUUGGGCACCAAAUGGUUGAGGUUCAACAAAGAUGCAUGGAUUGGGUCAAAAGCAAAUGGGGGUGGGGGAGAAUGGAGGAUGCGGACAGAACACGGAGGAGGAGGAGGCGACUCUAUGCCUGUUUACGGAUGUUCAAGUCCUAGCAAUGGCUGUGAAGCCUAAUGGCUGCCCUGGGGCAUAUAGAGAUGGGAGUUGCAGAUCCAUCUGCACUGUCACUUUUCAGCGAAUCUUCCGGCCCAGUAGCAGGCGUUGGCAGUCACACUGUGCAAAGGAAAUAUUUUAGAGCAUGGAAGUGUUUGAAUUCAGGUCAGCCAAAAGAAGCUGAGGACCAUCUGCUGGUGGUUCCUUCCAUUAAUUCAUCCUGUUUUGGGAAGACGGGGGACGAAGGGAAGGGUCUUUUCCUUCCCCUCCAGUGAAAAGGAAGGUUUUCCCCCUCCCUGCAAAGGAACCACCUCCUUUCUCCCCAGUGGCCUUUCAGAGGUUCAGCUCCUUCUCCAAUCCGGCAGUUGGGGCCUCCUGAUUUCCCACUUUGCUGCUGAUGUUCCUCGCACACAACAAUAAUAGGGGGUGUUGUGUCCAUAACAGUGAACCCAAGAGGGCUGGUCACGCACGUGAAAGAGUGUGGACCAGACCUGAGAGAGGUGGAAAAGAGGGUCCUUUUGCACUGAAAGAAGGCAUCAUGUUGUGGGCGUUGGGGAGAAUAAAUAACGAUGCACAUUAGGGAGCAUUGCAGCCAUUCUCGUCCCUACUGUCUGCAUCUUCUCCUGCCAUCCUUCUUGCUGCAAAAUCUAACCCGAAGAGGACCCAACUAGAAUGUUAGGGGUGCCAUCAACAUGGCCUUCCUUUGUUGGUUCUGAUUUUUGAGAUUCAGAAGCUGUCAGAUUUCCUGGGCUGCAAUGCCAGAGAAAUCCCUGGUGUGUCUUUUGCUGGCUUAAAAGGCAUCCUUGCCCCACUGACCUAGCUAAGGAUUUAAGUGUCUCACCAGCUUUGCAGGAGAUAAGUCUGAAUGACGCUCUUGAUGAACUAAGUCUUGGUGGACUUAAGCAUUGGAGAGCUUUCUUUGAAUCACUCCCUUUCGUUCAUGGACGGCUCUCAGGACAAAUGAGAGGGGGGAGGAUCUUAAGGACAUUCUAGGGGUGUGUUUCUCCCCACCCCAUCAAC
Molecule: messenger RNA, 2626 nt
Organism: Candoia aspera
Lineage: Eukaryota; Metazoa; Chordata; Lepidosauria; Squamata; Candoiidae
Gene: YPEL2
Product: yippee like 2
Exons: 5
Coding region: 1-669 (222 amino acids)
Source: RefSeq, a predicted model, not a curated record